Molecule: messenger RNA, 648 nt
Organism: Linnemannia hyalina
Lineage: Eukaryota; Fungi; Mortierellomycota; Mortierellomycetes; Mortierellales; Mortierellaceae
Source: the annotation of a GenBank genome assembly
AUGAGAUUAGUUAUUCGCCAGGACUACGAUGCCGUAUCAUACCACGUCGCAAAGUACGUGAAGGAAAGGAUCAUGGAGUUUGCCCCAACGGCCAACAACCCCUUCGUACUGGGUCUCCCAACAGGAUCAUCCCCCGUGGGCGUCUACAGGAAUCUGGUCAAGUUCCAUCAGAACGGUGAACUCUCAUUCAAACAUAUCGUUACCUUCAACAUGGACGAGUAUGUCGGUCUUCCAAGAGACCACCCAGAAUCAUACCACUCUUUCAUGUGGAAGCACCUCUUCAAGCACGUCGACAUCCUGCCUGAGAACGUCCACAUCCUCGACGGGAACGCAACGGACCUGGAUCUGGAAUGCCACCGGUUCGAGGAAAAGAUCGAUGCCGUCGGCGGGAUCGAAUUGUUCCUGGGCGGAAUCGGACCCGAUGGACAUAUUGCGUUUAAUGAGCCUGGGUCGUCCUUGAAUUCGAGGACUCGUGUCAAGACGUUGGCCUAUGAGACCAUUGUUGCGAAUGCGAGGUUCUUUGAUAAUGAUAUCACGAAGGUGCCUAACUUGGCAUUAACCGUCGGUGUUGGGAGAAAAGGCGACGAGAAGACGGAUGACAAGCCCGCCUUUGGUCAGCACAACAACUACGACUGCAAGGACGAAUGA